UCAAAGAAAUAGUUGCUAACAAGAUGGAUGGAAAUAUUGAGAGAAAAUUCAAUGUCCAGACUAUGGAUGGAAGGAACCAAGAAUUUAAGACACCCUACAACAUUUCAAUACUUGAUUUAAGAAAGUUAAUCGAACAGAAAACAGGAGUUCCAGUGCAUAGACAGAGAUUACUUUGCAAGGGAAGGCUUUUAAAAGAUGAUAUGACUCUGAAUCAAGUGAUUCAGAAGGAUAAUGAAUGUAUACAGAUGAUGGCAAUGGCAGAAGAGGUAGCCAGAGCUAGAGUAGAAGCUCAGCAAAGGAUUAAUCAAAACCAGAGUAAUCAGGAGCAACCUCAAAAUCGAAAUAAUCAUUUAGGAAUAGUAGAAAAUAUUUUUGACAAUAUAAUAUCUAACCUUAGAGAUUCAGGAGCCCAAGGAUCACAACAUACUCGAUUUAGCAUUCAAGGUUUUGGAGUUCCUCAAAUUUUCGGAGGAAUUAUGAGUUCUCAAAAUCGCUCAAACUCAACUCAAAGAAAUUCUCGAACUUCAACAAAUCAAACUAAUGCUCAGUCCCAAAGAAGCAAUAGCCAGCUUCCUUCAAACACACGAGUAUCUCCUACUCCAGCCCAAUCAUCCCAAACACAAAAUCCUCGAAAUGAAGGGAGAGCAGAAGUAUUAUCAGGAUCUACUGAAGAGGCAAAAGAAAGCAGACAAAGAAACAGAGCAAGACCUACAGCAAUUGCUUUACCUCACGAGCACAUCCGUAAUAUCCAUACAAUUUGAGAUAGCUUGAUGGGAGAUGGAUCUACUUUUCCUAGUUCCCCUGCCCCAGCAUUGGAUGCUCCAAGAAACCCAGCAACAAUUCUUGGAAAUUAUCUGAUGUCUUUACAAUUAGCUAUUCAAAGACUUAAUGCAUUUAUCUGUAGAUCUGGAGAAAUUCUUCAAAGAGAAUCUCAAAUAGUGGCUCCAGGUGAAAGAACAGAUGGGCAAAGAUUAAUCAACCAAACUGGUCAAGCAAUGGAAGAUCUAUCACGAGCAUUGUUAUUGUCUUCACAUUAUUUCAAAGAUUUCUACCUUAACCCACGUCCUGGAAGAUAUAGAGUUAAUGCAACUCCUCACCAAGAUUUUGCAGAGAUGAAUAGUUCUUUUAUAGAUUCUCUGGCUGGAAGGGGAAGAACUAACACGACUACUGUGGGUGCUACACAAGAAAGAGAUCGUACUCAGAAUACCUCUUCUGGUAAUCAAAAUAAUUCUCAGACAAGCAAACCUGCUUCUGAAGCUCAAACGAAUCCAAAUUCUUCAAGGAGAAACCAGCCAAAUAGAACUUCAGGGAUUGCACAAAGUUCUGGUACUUCUAACUCUUCAAGAGUAUUCCCUCUAUCUGCUGCUAGUUCAGCUAGACUAUCUCAGCCAGGUGCUAAUAGAAGGACAAAUGCACAAAAUUCUGGCCUACCUUUCAGCUUUGGGGUGUCCCAGCCAGGACAGUCAACGCAAGAUCUAUUUAGUGGAUCAUUACAAGGGGUUACACUCUCUGGGUCAGGGAAUAAUUUGCGAUCGAUGGUAGAAGACCUAGCUAGUAGAUAUCAACAAAACCAAUCUCAAAGAUCUCAACCUCCAACUACUUCUAGAAGAAAUACUACAUCUAGAGCUAUUUCCCACACCAGAGAUGCUAAUAUGGAGGAUGAGGAGCAAAAGCAACAAACUUCAGUUGAUGUGGCAGGCCCUUUUGCUGAUCUGUUAAAAUAAUUCCAGUAUUGAUUUAAGAAGAACUAUUCGAGAUUAUCGGCAAAAUCUUCCAGGAAAUUUUUCGUUGGAUACUACCUUAAGAGAGUGUGCUUUCAAGAGUGAUUCGGCAAAUAUUCCAAAUAAUAUAGCAAUAAAUGUAGUUCUCGAUCAAACAGUUAACGAGAUGCUUCCAAUUUUAUCAGGAGAAUAUCAAAUAGUUGACAAACUUCAUCCUAAAAUGAAGGAAGUCUUACUCAGAGACUAUCUGAAUAACUCUGAUAACCCUGAAGCAAGAAAACUGGCUGCUGAUCAAAUCAACACAGAGAUUAUGGACUUCAUUGAUAUCCCAGACUCAGUAAGAGACAACAUUACUGGAAGAGAGGAUCCAAGGAACAUAAUUAGAGAGAACAACCCCAAACAUAUCCUCAAAUUGAUAAAAUUGGUCCUUGACCUUGACUGUACUCCAAAAAAUUCUGACUUCAGAGAUAGGUUCAUCAAGACAAUUAAAUGGUGGGCAGGAGACAUUAUAAAUAAGCUGAUUCCUCGUUUUAGACAUGGCGAGUCUGAUGUCAUCAAGUUCAUAAACAGCAAUGUCAAUGAUAAGAUCAGUAAACUUAAAAUCCUAGUAAUCAAUUUUGUGAGCGGGAUGCUCACAGGAGAAAUACUCAAAAUGUUUGCCUCCGCUUAUGUAUAUUACAAAAGCAUAAAAAGUAGAGAAGAUAAUGCUGAAGCAAGAGAGCUUGGAAUUACACUACAAGAACUGUACGAGAGAAGAAUGAAUAAUGUGUCUGAGUCACCUAUGGAAGUAGAUAAGCAAAAGCAAAAUAAAGAAGAGGAUAAAGAGGAAGCCAUAGGGCAAAAUAAACAAGAGAGAAGAGAUAUGAACCAGAAUGAAAAUGGAAAUCUCAAAAGCCAAGCUGUAAUGAAUCCAACCCCUGCUGAAUCGCUAAACACUUCUAAAGAAAAACCUGAACUUUCUCAAGUUAUUGAAGAAAAGGAUCCUGAUAUUAAAGCUUUGGUUGAAAGAAUGGAAGAAGAUCAAUCAAUGUUAGUCGUAAAUCCUCCUGAAACUAAACCUUUAAGUGUGGCUUAUCAAGCUACUGAUAGUUUUCAUCCCCAGAACAUCGAUACAAGUUCCCCAAUCACUGAGUGAGAAUCUCAUAAACAAGAUGCAAAAGAGAGCACUAAACAGUCCGAGAAGAAAUCGAAUAAAGAAAGUAAGCAUUUAGAGUGAGAUCCCUAAUUGAGAAGAAUACUGAUCUUUAUUGCCUAGAAGAGAUAUGUAACAAUAGUUCAGUAU
Molecule: messenger RNA, 3003 nt
Organism: Moneuplotes crassus
Lineage: Eukaryota; Ciliophora; Spirotrichea; Euplotida; Euplotidae
Source: the annotation of a GenBank genome assembly